GCUCAAGCCCUCAUUCUGUCCCCCCAUGGUGGACACUCUCUUUGGGACAACUCCUCUAUUUCUGUCUGGUCACCAGCCCCAAGCCCCGCUGCCCGCCUCUGGUCAGAUGCUCAAAGACCUGACUGUGGACUACAUAGAGGUUUUUGCUUUGGAUUGUUGUCAAUAGGAAGAGUCAGAGGUGCCAGAGAGGGCUUGUGUGGGGUGAGAGGGCAGGAUCAGAUCAGCAAGGCCUUUUUGGGGAGCGUUUUACGAUAAGGCCCACGUUAUGGAUUAUAAAACUGGAAGGAAAAGAAGAAAUUCCAGGAUAUUUUUGGACAGAGGCCAACUAAAAGGCACCAUGUCUUAGGAGCUACUUGCUGUAGAAGAUCCUGACUGAGGGCCCCAAACUCUGGGUCCUGUAGCUCCAGCAGCAGACAGUGUAUAAUUUUGAGAUCUGGGAUUGCAUGAAUGACUGAACAACUGAGCACAGUGCUCUUUGCUAGCCAUCCUGCAUCAUGACAUCAGUUGAGAAGCGCCGCUCAGGCCGAAAGAGUGGCGGACAUCGAAAGCACAGUGAUGGAGGCUACAGUGACACCUCCAGCGGUGGGUCCUUUCUGGAUGAGACUGACCGUGAGGUCAGCAGUCUGACAGAUCGAGCAUUCAGGAGUCUCUGCAUUGGAGAUGAGGCUGUUUACAAUGACUCAGACCUGGGUUCAUCUUCUCCCUGCAUCCAGAGAGACAGACAGCUGGCCUUUGGCCAGAGUGGCAUGGACAGAGACAGAGAGGACAGGGAGAGGGAGGAACUUAAGAGAGCAGCACACGAGAGCUUCAGUCUCAGGAUGCAGCAGUACGGACAGGACUGGAUCCAUGGAGGAAUGUAUGGGGCUGAGAUCCAGAGAGAUCCACAGUGGGAGGUUUAUGGGGAAAGGACACAGGGGAGGGUUUCUGCCACAUUCCAGCACUCCUUUGUGGAAACCUCUCAAAAUGAGGCAUCUCUGAGGGAAGAACAGCUGUCUUUCCUCAGCAAUGGAGCCACAGAGUUGAGUUCGCAGCAACGCAGAAGCCGCUCCAGAGUUUCCUCUCUGAUCAGAGCUUUUAACUCAGAGGGACAAAGGGAUGGAGCAGGGAUGGAUGGUAAACUCAGAGAGUGGAAUGAUGAACCAAGCUGGGACAAAUCAGCUCUGAUGAGUAUCCAAAGGGAACUUUCUGAGUUCUCUACAUCUUACCAGCAGAACUUUAACAGUGGUCAUUUCCCCCCAGCUGGCCCAUUCUCAUCUCAAGACACCAACUUCUACUCCUCUGAAGUAGCAGCAGUACCUCACAUGAAUUCUGCAUCUUCCUUCAUGAGAUCUUCCCACAGUAAACACAGCAUGUCCGCGCAGGUCAACUGUAACUCUAACUUCUUUAUUCACAGUGAGUUUAGUCCCUUCAAGGUAUGGAGGGACCAUAACCGUUUUCCCUUUCACAGAGGAGAAGUCUCAGGGUUUAUGCACUGUUCAGAGUUCCCUAAAUGGUAUGAGACACCAAUGUACAGGGAGCUUUCACUGGAGGCCCAACCACAGGCUCCCUAUAGGUUUGAUGAGAGAGGCAUCAGACACCAAAGGAAUAACUUGGCCCCUGCGGUCCCUCCCUCUCUUCCGCGCCCCACCUCAACAUCCACAGUGCUGCAGAGAGCUGCAGCCGUGGAGAAGCGUUGUGAGUCAGAAUUAACAGGACAUUACCCCCACAGGAAGCGGACGCAGAGCUUGGGAUCUAACAGGCUCCACUCUCAACGGCCAUCAACUGCAUCACCUUCCAGCGACAUGUCUCGACAUGUCCAGGACACCAUCAGCUCCGUCAAAGCCCUCCAGCAAAAACUCAAAAUGAUGACAGAGCAAGGUAUCACAACAGGGAUGAUAGAAAAUCAACAAGGAGUGUUUUGUAGCAAUGAUAAUUUUAUUCCCUUUGGCAACAAUGCAGAAACAGUGGCACCGAAUGUUGUCAGCAAUAACACAACUCCCUUCAGCAUCAGCCAGUUGCUCACACCAUUAGUCCAUCCACAACAGGAAGUAGAGACAUCAGAGGUCCGGCAGUAUGCAGCCUCCCCUCAACCUGUAGAACAUGCUCCAGUGCGAGCAGAAAGCAGGGGAGCCACUCCUGAUGUCAGGAUGUCAAACUACAAAUCCAGAGCCACAAGCCUACUCUUCAAUCUCAAAGACAAUAGGAAAAGAGUGAAAAGCACCUACAGUCCUACUAAAUUUAAAGGCUUGGAAACACUGGAGAAGAACAAGCAGCCGUCUAUCCAGGAGCCAAGAGACACUGUAAUAGACAUCCCUGACUUUCCAGAUCCAGACUUUCAGUUUCCCCACGUGGAGGAAUUCAACAGGACAAAUGCGGCUUCACAUCAGUAUGUGAACCAGUAUCAAAGCCCUGGAUUGGCACUUACAGCACCAAAUUCUUAUCCUGCACAUGUAGGCCAAUAUUCAGAAUACCCUUCAAGUGAUUACCAGACAGCUCACAUGCAAAGUGAGAUGGUUCAUCAACCUGGGUUCACUGGUUUCAUACCUGAAAAUUAUGCUGGCAAUCAGCUGGCUAAUGGACAGAACCUCCAUGAAGACCUAUCGUCAUUUACUCCCUAUAAGCAAGGCAUGAUCGAUAAUGCAGAGACUCUGGGAGGAGAUGCAUACUGGCUUAAACCGUCUUACACAGUGGCAGAAACACAGCGGCUAAAUGCUGACAACAAUCAACCCAGAGAAUAUUUAAUAAGUAAGGCAAAUGCUGAGCAACAUUUUAAUGAAACAGUGGGAAGGGAAUUCACAAAGGUGGAUAGAUAUCAGCAGCUCAAAGACAACAAACAUGAUUACAGUAAUUUGUCCUCACAGGAUAGGUGGAGACAGACUAACAGUCAAGACACAGAAAAUCUCAGUCUGAAAGCAGCUGCCUCUCCAUGGAAACAAGAGAUAACAGCCUUAGCGGAAAAAGACCAACAUGCACAGGCUUACCAAAGAGCAGCUAUGAUAAAGGAGGAACUAAAUUUACAGAGAGACAAAUACAGAGGGGGAAAUCAGCAAAGUAUAAAUACAGAGCUUGAGAAAAUAGAGUCAAGGGAGAGUUUUGGAGUUGGAACAUCUUCUCAUAAAACAGCUGGGGUGGUCAAUCCCAACAUGUCAAACCAAAUCCCACAAUAUCCUCCAUUUAGUAAUGACGCUACAGACAAUCCAGCAUAUUAUGGACAACAGCAACCUGGAGCUUUUCAGGACAAACAUGUCCUUCAACAGUAUUACAGACUCAAUAAGGAAAAUGAAAUGAAAGAUAACUAUUUGACACAGAACUAUAACAGAUAUACUGAUCAAGAGUACAGAAAUCAACACAUGUUGUACUCUAAUAAAGACAAAAGUAUGAUCACACAAGAAACAAGCCAGAGAAAACAACAUACGCCAAUUCCAAAGAUGUGUGAAACGCAAAGUCUGCAACCAGUAGAAGUUAAACCACUGUUUGAACAUAAUAUGCAGAAAAGUUCAUUAUCCAACCCUGAUAAUACGUCUGGCCCCUCACUGGCAAAUCAGGUAAAAGACAGACAGUCUGCUGAGGUCAUGGCCAGAACUGAACCAGCCAUGGCAGAGCAUAUAAAAGCACAACACGCCCAAGCAGAGCUGGCAAAGGGUCAGCACUGGGCUCAAGUGGAGCAGCCCAAAGGAGAGUCGGCUAGGUUAAUUUUAGCAGGGCAGACUGGCUCAGAGAAAGUCAAACCAGAACAGGCCAAAGAAGAACUAACAGAGCACGAGAGAGUAAACCAGGCCGAAGCAGAACACAUUAAAGAGGAGAAAAUAAAAGAGGAACGGACAGAAAAGUCCACAGAAAAACAACCAGAACACGCCAGAGAGGAAGAGACACAGGCAAAGCAAAUCAGAGAACAGAGAGUAACAGAAGAGCAAAGAAACAAUACAGAGGAAACGGGAGUCAAGCACUUGAAAGAGGAGCAGGGUGAGCAGGUCAAAGCAGAACAAGCUGCAGACCAGAGGCCAAAAGAAGAAAACAUAAAAACUAAACAGGCAAAGACUGAGCAGGCUGGGCAGGCAAGAACAGGGCAAGUUAAAACCGAACAGGCAAGAAGAGAAGGGAUCAAAGCAGAGCAAACUGAGGAAGAACAGGUUCGAGCAGAACAAGUUGAAAGGGAGAGGAUGAAGGCCGAACAAAUCAGAACAGAAAAGGUUAAAGCAGAACAGGCUGAAGCAGAGCGCAGAAAAGCAGAACAAGCAAAAUUAGAGCAGAUACAAGAGCAACAAGCUAAAGCAGAACAGGAAAAAGCUAAGAUACUAGAGGUGGGAAAGGUCAAAGCAAACCACAUUCAAGCCGAGCAUGUUAAACAAGAGAAAGCUGAGAAAGAUUCAAUUCAUGCGGGUCGAGUAAAUGAAGAGCAACUAUCAACACUGCUGAGUAAAGCCAAAGAGAGACAGGCAGAGCAAGCAAAGUGGGAACAAACCAAAUUGCAGUUAGCUAAAGGACAGCUAACAAAAACAGAGAACAUGCUGGACAGGGCAGCUAAACCUGCAGCAAAACUCACAAUGACACAACAGGUCAAAAGUGAGCCAGAUAAAGUUGAGAGAGUCAAGACAGAGUUAGCUAAAGCUAAAGCAGAACUGGCUAAAAUAAAGGAGAAAAUGAAAGGAGAGCAAAAAGACAAAAUCAGAAAUAUAGUUCUCACAAAAGAGAAUGCGAGUAAGACAGAUGUUCCUUCAAAGGUAAAUGCCAUUAAAAAUGAAGAGCACAAAGAUCAAGACCAGGCAAAGCAAAUCCAUCAACAGAGGGAAGAAUCAGUUGUUAGCAGGCAAAGUACAGAUCAAGCUAACAGAGGGGCUGAUGAUUAUGAGCAUCUUAGAGAGAAAUAUGGUUUUAUUGAUACAACUUCGCCAAAAGGAAACAAAGCAUCAGCUGCAGGAAAUGUUUCGUCAAAUGAUGGCAGUGAAACACCGGCUUUAUCUCUAGAUAAAGUUGAGACAAUGAAUAAUGAAAAAUCAAAAGAUAAAUCUAGUCUUACAAGCAAAUCUGCAAUAACUAACACAGAAAAUAAGGAGGAAGUAGGCAACUUUAAAUUCAAUGAAGUGACAGAAAGUCAGUAUGUUUACAGUGAAUCAUUAAAAGAAUUCAAAUUAUCCAGUGGUAAUGAUUUAUCUACCAAUGUAGAUAAAAGAGCAAAUAGUGACCCUGUCACUGACAAACUGAAGGAUGACAGGGUUGAAAAGUUGGAAAAACGUGACCCUCUGAAACACACUGAUGUGACACAGCAAAGGGACUCUGAUUUGCCCAAACCUAUCUCCCUUGAAAGAAAACCCAAGUCAACUGAGCACAGCGUAGGUCCAGGUAAAGAGCAGCAUUUUACUCCUCCCAAAGCAUUGUCCCAUAAAGAGAGAGCACAGACCAAGCAGGAGAUUCUGACUUCCAAGAUAAAAGCUCAUGCUGAAAAAGAGAUUUCAGCUAUUAAAGAAAAGGGCUUUGCUGUUCGAGAUGGGUUUAUGUCCAAAAAUUCUACCAAGAUGUUAGCAGGUAGUCAGAGCAGUAAUAUACGACAAAGGCCACCAUCACAGGAAGUGUCUAAAAAACAUGAAAGCACAAUGUCAAGUAAUAUAACACCAAAGCACCAGACAGAGCCUUCAGGAAUACAGAUGGAACCAGUCAAGUCUGUCAUACCUCCCAGUUCUGCUACAAUACCAGUCAAGUCUGUAGCAACCACAACUCAGUUAGUAGAUCAUCCACAGAAGCAAGUUCCCAAAGAACAAAUGAAGAGCAAUGACAAGGUGCCAAAACCACCCGCAGAAACAAAACAGACAGGAAGUCAUACAAUGAGCUCAGACGAAAUGGCAGGAAAUCAAAAGAAACAGAAUCAAUCUGGAAUUAAUUCGCCAAUACAAAGUAAAGAGAAGGCGACCAAGAACAUGCAAGACAAACAGGAAGCAAAUCAUGUCGAAAACUCUGGAAAGCAGAAAGAGGAACUUAAAGACAAUCCUGCUGUAAACACUGACCAUCUCAACAAAAGGAAAGAGGCUCCAUCACAAGCUACAGCUCUGGACAAAGCUGAAAGCUCCAAACAAAUGACAGCAGAAAAGGGUGCAAGUAAAGAUGACACAGUUCACGAGGAGUCAGCACCUUCACUAAAUCUGGUCUUAAGUCAGAAUGAUACCCCGGUGGAUGAUGACAGCUUGCAAAUCACAGGAAUAAUGGUAACUGUACUAGAAAGAAAGACAUCUGUCAACACUGGUCAGGGGAAUAACAGCACUCAAGAACAAAUGAAUGCAAAAGAGAAGGAGUGCAGUAACUCAGAGCCAGAUAAACAUCAUCCCAGCUCAAGCUUGGAUGUAAGUAAAGUAAAUACGUCUUCAAGGGAAGCUGGCAUUGUACAGCCAAAGGAUAUAGCUGUGCAGAACACUUAUUCUACAGUGAAGGAAGAUCAAACUGAAGGUGGUGUGAAUGAUCCUCCUGAAAACAUACAAGAAAUGUCAACACCAGAGGCAACACAGAACAAUGUGUCUGAAAAUGUCACUGUCAAAAGGACUGAUCUCCAGCAGGGGAGUUUUUCUAUAAAUGCAAGACCCCAAAGGGUAACACAACUCCAAGAGCCACUGGCUGAAAAAGGUGUGCCCCCCACAGUCACUGUACCUGCUAAAAAUAAAGUGUUGGCUGAAACUCAACCCCUUCUCUACAAAGAGGACAUAAUAGAAUGUGAAACGAAAGACUGCUCAAAUGAAACACCAAAAGAAAUCCCAGCAAAUGGCAUAAAGACAGAUGAAAUAAAGACCACUACCAAAGAGAAAAACCCACAAACAAGACCAGCAGCAGAAACCAAUGAGAACUUUAUGGCCAAAGUGGUGAACACAGCAAUCAACGAUAUGAAUAAUCCAAACAGAGCUGAUGCUAGAACUCUGAUAAAACAUGACAUCCAGCCAUCAGUGAAAGAAGAUAUGUCAACAGUCAUAAAUCCAUCCAAUAGCAGGAACACAGAUGACAAGAGUGCACCCCUAGUGGAAGAAAAGAGAUGUGAUUUAAGACCACCAAAGCCAUUUGAUACACCCAGUCCAUCUACCCAUAUAACUGAGAAUGAAAACACACACGAAUCUCCAAAACAUCAGUAUAACGAAACACACAGUGGAGAAAAUGAUCCAGUGGACGGUGAGAUGCAUAUAGGUGGCAUUGCCAUCAGAGUUGUGCCAACAGUGACAGAGAAGGAUGACCUGAAGAUGGCGGGAAAACAUCAUGUCACCACUGUCCCUUCUGAUGUAGCUGCAGCAAAUGAACCUAAACAAGUUGCAUCACCUAGUCAUGAAGAAAAGGUGAGCACUUUAAACAAUGAAGACAGAAGCAAAGAUCUCACUUCAUCCAGCAGGGAGAAGGCGAUGAAAGACAGUUUGGAAGACAACUUGGGGGUGCAAGGCAUGUUGUCCAGUGUGAGAAAUCUGUCAGAUUCACUGAAAACCAGCAGUCAACAGAGCAGCAUGAGUGCAACCAGUGAGAACACUCAAGCUGAAAAUAGAAAGCCUGAAAAAGUAACUAAAAGCAGGAAAUCAGUGGAUGAAUCGAAGAUACGACCAAUGGAGGGAGACUACUUUCAAGUGCAAGGGGUAGAAGAAACAAUUGAUGAACCAUCCAAUCGUACAAAUGUAGGCGAUAAGCCAGAUGCUGUUUCAAAGGAAAGGGAACUUCCAGGAUUACUACCAAACAAGGCAGCUAUCAGCAAUGAAUCAUGCACUGUGGGAAAAAAUGAAGUCUUUAUUUUGGAUGAAAGUAUAAGGAAAACACUGGAAUCAGGCUCAGUAGGCGUUCAAGAAGAGAACAUGAAAAGGAAAAACAGGGAAACAGAUGAUAAUCUGGCUUCAAAACAGAGUGAUGGUCCCAGUGAGAGACAGAGUAAUAAAAAUGAGAAGACGGAGGCAGGUCAAGCUAUUCUUAUCAGAAAACAUCACACAGAGAACCAUUCCAGUUUAUCAGCAAGGGAAAGACAGAAAGACCGAAAUUCACACCCGACAAGAGAAAAUACAGUUAAAGAAAAAGCUGAAGUUAAAACAAAACCCAAAGAAAGGGUAUCCACAAUACCGGAGAUAUCAGCUAUUGCAGACUAUGCCAGGUUAAAAGUAAUUGUUUCAGAGGAUGAGGCAAACACAAUUCAGGAAUUCCCACCUAACAAAAAGGAGGGAUUCUUUCCACUAAUAAAGACUCGUCAUAGCAGACGUCCAGUAUUCACUGUUGACCCACCAGACCUCUCUGUGAAAGAGAAAAGUUUGCCAACUAAGACAGAGGUCAGCUCCAAAGUGAACAAAGAGCCCAAGCCCUUAGUAUUUCCUAUUACGGACAAAGAACACCAGCGGACGGGGAUGUUCAAACUGGGAGACAAAGAAAGACAAGAGAAAAUGCUGUUAGAUGCCAAAGCCAAUGAAGGUGUAUUAGACACUGGGGCAAAACAUGCACAACAUGUCAAAGAAAGACACAAGUCACCAACAAAUCAUCUUAAGACCCAGAGACAUGAAGAGCAAGUGCUUCAAACUGAUACCCACAAAGUUUGUCAGGUAGAACAAAGUAUUCAUCAGCCAAACAAUCCUCCCCUGCAAGCAACAACUUCAUCUUCUGCAGUCAACACGCCAAGAGGCACUUCUGUGACACAACACCUAAAGCCACUUGAUAACUCCAAUCCACAUGAAAAACUCGUAGGGCAAGUGAGUAACACAGAGGAGAGCACAGCAACUAAGAUAGGAGAAGAGAAAACAGAGAAGCAGAGACAAGAAAGGACUGCAAGUCAGCAUGAAGAAACAGGAGCAAAACAGCAACGUAGAGCAAAGCAGGUGGAGAAAAAACAAGUUUCUAAGAUAGAAGAGGAGAAAAGAGCAGAGGAUCUGAGAGUAAAACAGAUGAUAGAGGAGAGGAGAGCUUCCCUGGCUGAAGAAGAGAGGAGAGCCGCUCAGAGAGAAGAAGAGAGGAGAGCAAAAGAGCGAGAGGCUAUUGCUAUUAAGAUCAAGGAGAGGCGGGAAAAACAGAGAGAAGCAGAAAGAAGAGCAGAGGAAGAAAGAGCUGCUCAAAAAGAAGAGGAGAUGAGAGCAAAGCAAAGAGAACAAGAAAGGAGAAUGAAAGAAACCGAGGAGAAGAAGAGAAUAAAGAUUGAGGAGGAGUGUAGAGCAAAACUGAGAGAGGAAGAGGAGCGGAUAAAAGUGAAUGAAGAAAGGAAGAGGGUGAAACAGCGAGAGCAGGAGAGAGCUGCACAAGAGGAGCAGCAGAGGAAAGCUGCACAAGAGGAGCAGCAGAGGAGAGCUGCACAAGAGGAGCAACAGAGGAGAGUUGCCCAGGAGGAGCAGCAGAAGAGAGCUGCACAAGAGGAGCAGAAGAGGAGAGUUGCACAAGAGGAACAACAAAGGAGAGCUGCACAAGAGGAGCAGAAGAGGAGAGCUGCACAAGAGGAGCGACAGAGGAGAAUUGCACAGGAGGAACAACAAAGGAGAGCUGCACAAGAGCAGCAGAGGAGAGCUGCACAAGAGGGGCAGCAAAGAAUAGCAGCACAGGAAGCGCAACAAAGGAGAGCAGCACAAGAGGAGCAACAGAGGAGAGCUGCUCAAGAGGAGAAGCAACGGAGAGCUCAAGAGGAGCAGCAAAGGAGAGCUGCUAAGGAGGAGAAGCAAAGCAGGGCAGCUCUGACCGAGGAACAAAGGCAAGCUGCUCUGAUUGAGGUGCAAAGGCGUGCUAAACAGAUAGAAGAGAAGAUCCUUGCUGAUGUUGAGGAGAAAAAGAAACAGAGAGAGGAGGAGAAAGCUGCUCAAAGUUCAGAGAGGGAAAUGAUCAGAAAGAUCCAGGAGCAGAAGAUUGAAGAGCAGAGACAGAGAAAGGAACGGAUGAAAACUCAGAAGGAGGAGGAGGAGAGGAGAGCUGCUGAAAAAGAAAAGACAAUUCUAAAACAACUAGAAGAAAAACAAGUCAAAGAGGAGAGGAACAUACUCCUAGAGAAGAACAAGGCAGCACUUAAAGCGGAGGAGAAGAGAGUGGCACGAGAACAAAUGUCAGCUCAAAGAGAGGAUGAGAUCAGGGCGAAAAAGAGAGAAGAGGAAAAGUUAGCAAUUCACAGAGAAAAGGAGAAAGCCAUUCAGUUGGAAGAGCAAAAACGAGCAGCACAGGGGACAGAUGCUCUCCAGUACUAUGCCAUCACCUCGACAGAAUCAGAGAGGAAACCCAGAGAGAGACAGCUAUGUUCCCCUUUACCCUCCCAACAAAGACACAAUCCAUCAGGGCCUGGAUCAACUGAAGACUCGGGAUCCUACACAAGGCCUCAUCGGCCACAUGCCCCAGCAUCUCCAGCUCCAUCUCUGCCCCGCUCCAACACCUCCUCUCCUGCUCUGGGAGUCAAGCCCUCAAUGUUCAGGGUGAAGGAUAACACCUUCAGAGGUUCCUCUUUCACCAAAUCAGUCAAACCACGCUUCCACAAGAACUUCGGAGAGGAUUUCCGGGUUGGUUCACCCAUGGACAGGGGGUCUGAGAGAGGAGAGGAGGAGCAAGACAUAAUGAGACGCAGUGCUGGAACUCCUGUGUAUCCUGACACAGGGCUGAAUAGACUUGCUGCUAUCAAAGAGUCUUCUACGUUUCAGCCAACAUACUCAUCACAGGAUAACUUGGCCCCUCUCCUGCAGCACAGGCCUUACUCCAGGAGGAGCAUCGUUUUUGAUGAAGAUGACUCCCGCUCUGUCAUCAGCAACAUGUCGGAGGAUGUGGAGAGUUUUGCCACCAGUGCAGCAGACCUGGCAGAUGUACGAGGCAUGUAUGAUUAUGACAGGCCAGAAUCAGCCUGUAGCUUCAGCAGUGAUGUCUCCCGUUCUUUGGGCAAGCCUCCAACUGUUCCUCCAAAAAGUGAGAAAGCCCUGCGCAGGGCUCAAAGGCUGACUACUCGGAGAAUCAGAAAGGAGUUAUCCAAAACUGCUGCAGACAGCCCUGCUGGAGUUGAGAAAUCUCCUCAAGAAGGCUCCAGUAUUCCUUCCUCCUCCUCUUCCUCCACUGAGGUACGCUCCUCUAGCCGCCAAGCUGUGGCUUCCCCCCAUUUUUCCUCACCUGUCUCCCUCGCUCAUGCUCCAACAUUGGGGUCUAGCUUGCCUUCAUCACACACAGAGCACCAAUCUUCUCACAGCUCUUUCUAUGCUUCCCCUCACGCCACUGGCCCUAUCUCACUCGCAGUUGCUUCACCUCAUGCUACUGCUCCUGUUUCCCUCCCUGUUGCCCCGGCUAAUGCUGCUGGCCCUGCUUCCCACGCUGCUGCACCUAAAACAGUUGCUCAUAUUCCCUCUUCUCCCACUCUCCAUCAUGCCAACCACCCAGCUCCAGUGACACAGUACCAUGUAGAGACAAGCUAUCCCCAGGCCUACCCACUGACCCAGCGUAAGGUGCUGCAGGACCUCGGCUCUGGUCAGUAUUUCGUGGUGGACGUGCCAGUUCAAGUGAAAACAAAGACUUUCUUUGACCCAGAGACAGGAAAGUAUGUUCAGCUGAAUGUACGCGAGUCUGGCCAGAGCACCUCCCGACCCCAGCCGCAGCAGACGUACCCACAACCUCAGCUCCAACCCCACAUGCAGGUCAAGCUUCAGCAACAAUCCCAGGCAUCUCCAGCUGGCAAGCCCCUCGUGCUUUAUCAAGGCAACCAUGGCUAUCCCCAAGGCUACCAACCUCCUGCUAUCAACUCUGUGCCCCACCACAGGUCAUCAGCCCCAGUGACUCCCCACCAGGACCAACAGCCUGUCAGGGAGAGCCACAUCUACGGAUAUCCAGCCCCUGAAACGGGACAGAACUCUGAAGUGCAUCGCUACAGCCCGGAGAAGACUCCAUACAUGGACACAGUUAAUGAUAAGGACAAAACAUAUAACAGAGUUUACAACACACAUGGCACAUAUGAGUCGUUCCCAGAGUGUGACACAAACAGCCAGCUUGCAGGAAGCUCCAUUUAUGAAAAUGAAAGCUCAGCCCACUCACGAUAUCAGUCCCGUGAUAUAAUAACCAUGGGUGAACUGGAGGACUUUAUGGAGGUGUCUGACUGGUGAGACUGGUAGCUUUUACUCAAACGGGGUUGAUGUUCUAAAACAGACGAGUAGACAAAUAAAGUGUUUGAUAAAAUAAAGAUACCCAAAAGCACAGUAUGAAUGGAUGAUGAUAUGCAGUAUUUUAAGUGUUUGUAAAUGAGAAUAGUCUCAGAAUGUUUUUGGUUUGUAGUUUUAAAAAGC
Molecule: messenger RNA, 12188 nt
Organism: Epinephelus lanceolatus (giant grouper)
Lineage: Eukaryota; Metazoa; Chordata; Actinopteri; Perciformes; Serranidae
Gene: c17h10orf71
Product: chromosome 17 C10orf71 homolog
Biological process (GO): positive regulation of calcineurin-NFAT signaling cascade
Cellular component (GO): Z disc
Source: RefSeq, a predicted model, not a curated record